AUGGCACCAUUUGAAGCACUGUAUGGUAGACGUUGUCGGACGCCUCUUUGUUGGUUUCAAGAGGGAGAGUCAGUAUUAGUUGGACCGAAGUUGAUUCAGCAGACCACUGAGAAAUUGAAGCUUAUACAGGAAAGGAUGAAGGCUUCUCAGAGUAGGCAAAAAUCCUAUGUUGAUAAAAGACGGAGACCGUUAGAGUUUGCGGUUGGGGAUCACAUUUUCCUUAGAGUGACUCCUAUUACUGGUAUAAGUAAAGACAUUCGUUCUAGGAAGUUGUCUCCAAGGAAAUAUGUGUCAGAUCCUUCUUAUGUGUUAGAGGUGGACGAUAUGCAUGUCAUAGAUGAUCUCUUAGUGGAUGUUCUUCCCAUAGGGAUUGUGGAGAGCCAGAUGAAACAACUUAGAAGAAAGACCAUCAGUCUAAUCAAAGUUGUCUGGGAUAAAAGGACAGGUGACUCUACUUGGGAGUUAGAGGGAGUCAUGAGUAAGUCUAAUUUUUGA
This is a messenger RNA of Vigna umbellata (rice bean), 495 nucleotides long. RefSeq lists its product as uncharacterized. The record is from RefSeq and is a predicted model, not a curated record. Lineage: Eukaryota; Viridiplantae; Streptophyta; Magnoliopsida; Fabales; Fabaceae.